AUGGACGUCGAGUCUGGGCGGCUGGCCCACCGGCACCCACACCACGGCAGGCCACCAUACGCGCACUUCGCCAAAGACUCACCGGCAGUGAGGAAGCAUCCUCAUCCAUCUUUCGCUCAGCACCGCGGACGCAGCUGCUUCAACAGACGAACAGCGAAUGAGUGUUACAGCUUACUCUCGCUCGAUGACAAGUGCCUUGUCACAGCCUACGUUCUGGUCGUCCUGCUCUGCUGUCUCUUCUUUGCUCUGAUCGGGGUGGCCAUCUAUGCCACUGCGCUCUUCCUCGCCCUUCCUGAUUACGCCGACUUCACCACGGAGCCAGAUUCCUCUUCAUCAUCUUCAUUCGAUCCGAGCCUUCGCCUGCCACGAUUAGGCGGUAAGGGCUUCUUCAUCGUUGGCGCGCCACCACACUCUUCUCUCUUCAUCGACGAUUCAGAUGGAUCAGUGCACAUCUUCCACGGCAUCUCCUACGUGCUGCGCAAAUGGUCCACCGACGCAUCGACGGACCUGGCCACGUCGCGAUCGCGUGGUGGAUCAUCAUCAAGUAGCGCCAUUAAUCGCGAUUCCCCAAAAUGGCGCCAAGCGCCCACUACACAAGAUGAAGAGAUCGAGCGACACAUGCAGGCUAUCGCCGGGCUGGGCCUCAACCUGGUGCGGCUGGGAGUGCAGUGGGCCGACUACGAGCCCAAGCGCGGCCACUACGACCCGUCCUAUGUGCGUCUCGUGCGCCACGCCGUGGAUGCCGCUGCUCGACAGGGUCUGCGCGUCCUCAUCUACUCUCACCAGGUCAUGCUGUCAGCCAAGCUGUGCGGGGAGGGGUUCCCCGACUGGGCCGUGUUGCCGUCCGUGUCGGGUGACAACGUGCGCAGCAUGGGCAAGACCUUCGACGACUUCUUGGAUCGAAUCGAUCGGCUGAGAUCCGGCCUUUACAAUGAUCACGAUGGCGAUGGCGAAGACGAUGACGAAGUCGAGGCGUGGGACUGGAUUCAUGGGGUCGACGACCAGGGCCAAGAUCACCCACAGUCGGAUCAGCAGGAGGACAUCGGAAUGGAGCUUCCCGAGUACUGUCCGGCUUGGCUCGCCCCUUCCUACUACUUCACCCCACAAGUGGCCUCGGCGUACCAGAACUUCUACUUGGGGCAGCAGGGCACGAUGCACCGCUUUGGUGCCUGGUGGGCCGACGUGGCGCGCCGCUUCAGCGACGACCCGGCGGUGAUCGGGUAUCAGCUCCUGUCGCAGGCCUUCGCGGGUGACUACUACCACUCGCCCGCGCUGCUCCACCCGGGCGAGAACGACGCGCGCAACCUCGCCGCCGUCUACGCGUUCCUCUCGAUGCAGAUCCGGCGCGUCGACACCGACCACCUCAUCUUCUUCUCCGACACCUACGCCGUGCCGCUCUCGCGCUCCAUGUCGCCCACAUCGUCGUCAUCGUUGUCGGCGUCGACACCGUCGGCCGGCGCCGCGUACUCAUCAACGGCCAGCCGGGACUCGCUGGUCACGCACGCCGGCGUGGGCUUCACGCGACUACCCAGCGCGACCUUUGGCCGCGGCGGCCGUAUGCAGCGCGAGUGGUGGGCGGAGGGCGACGGCGACGGCGACUGCGAACACAACGACGACGACUGCGAUGACGAUGACGGCGCGGGGCGGAAGCAGGCCGGCAAGGAGGUGCUGGCCUUCUCCUACGAGUGCUGGUACUUUGACCAGACAGACCCGUUUCCCGUGCCGGCCUACCAAGAGACCUGCAACCUAUUCAAGGGCGAAGACCUGUUGGGCUACAGGAAGCGGGACGCGCGGCGGCUGGGCAGCGGCCUGUUCGUCCACGGGCUGGGCGGCUGCGGCUCGUCGCGCGAGGAGCGCAGCUGCGAGUACCUCGUCGAGGAGGCCAACGCGGGCUCGCUGUCGUGGAGCUACGGCCUCGAUCAAGACCACGACGAGGUGCGACGCGUGCUCGACGCCGCCGCCGGAGGCGAGACGCAGCUGCGACGACUGCUGAGCCGGCCUUUCGCACGCAAGCUGGCCGGCGUGCCCCGAUCGUCGACCUUCGACCCCAAAACGCGCCACUUCACCCUCGCCUUCUACCCUUACGCCCAAGAGCGAGGUGGGAAAAAGGCGAGUGGUGUGACAGAGAUCUACCUUGACGAGGAGCUGCACUACCCGCAGGGGUACACGGUAAGCGUGUUCCCCCUGCUCCUCGAACACGCGGCAGUGCCGGAGAAGAACAUCCUGCGCCUAUCGCUCCGAGCCGAGUUCGGUCAGGGCAGGUUCGAACCGGGCGAGGUUGUGGUGACCAUCGCCCCCAAAAAGUGA
This is a messenger RNA of Acanthamoeba castellanii str. Neff, 2307 nucleotides long. RefSeq lists its product as uncharacterized. Bases 1 to 2307 code for a protein of 768 amino acids. The transcript is spliced from 7 exons. Lineage: Eukaryota; Discosea; Longamoebia; Acanthamoebidae. Gene Ontology annotation, molecular function: hydrolase activity, hydrolyzing O-glycosyl compounds. The record is from RefSeq and is a predicted model, not a curated record.